Molecule: messenger RNA, 1101 nt
Organism: Cynara cardunculus var. scolymus (artichoke)
Lineage: Eukaryota; Viridiplantae; Streptophyta; Magnoliopsida; Asterales; Asteraceae
Product: protein JINGUBANG-like
Exons: 1
Coding region: 1-1101 (366 amino acids)
Molecular function (GO): protein binding
Source: RefSeq, a predicted model, not a curated record
AUGUCACAUCUUGCUUCUAGCUCACAACAUCACUCUACCCUUCAUUCUUGUUACCUUCACCACUGCAUUGCUACUAUUGAAGGCCACAACUGUUACGUCUCCUCUCUUGCCAUUGGAGGACACUUCUUAUUCGCAGGUUCUUCCGACAAAGAAAUUCGACUUUGGAACCUCAACGGUUUAAUUAGCUCCCAUGCCGAACAAGAAUCUAUAGCCGAUGCCAUGGUAGUCACCGGAAACGGUGCAGUAAAGUCGAUGGUGGUUUCAUCUGACAAAUUAUUCACUGCCCAUCAAGAUCACAAAAUCCGUGUGUGGAAAAUCAGUUCUCACGAAACCAAACUGACCCACUUAGCCACCCUCCCAACCCUUGGUGAUCGGGCCCUAAAGCUUCUAAUACCCAAGCACCAUGUACAGGUCCGACGACACAAAAAAUCCACGUGGGUCCAUCAUCUUGAUACCGUAUCAGCACUAGCCCUGUCAAAUGACGGAUCGCUUUUGUACUCGGUUUCAUGGGAUAGGACUCUAAAGAUUUGGCAGACAAGUGAUUUCAAAUGCCUACAGUCUGUAGCAAAUGCACAUGAUGAUGCCAUUAAUGCAGUAGCAUCAUCUAGCAAUGGAGAUGUUUAUACUGGAUCAGCAGACAAGAAAAUAAGGGUUUGGAGGAAGAUGCCACCAGAGGGCACGGACGUCCUCACACUGGUUUCUACAUUGGAGAAACAUAAAUCUGGGAUAAAUGCACUUGCAUUAAGCAGUGAUGGGAACAUGUUAUAUUCAGGCGCCAGUGAUCGAUCCAUUGUGGUUUGGGAGAAGAAUGGUGGCGGCAGCACUGUGGCUAUGGGCACUCUAAGGGGGCAUAAGAAGGCUAUAUUGUGUUUAACGGUGGUAUCGGAUUUGGUUUGUAGUGGUUCAGCAGAUGAAACCAUAAGGCUUUGGAGAGGUGUUGAUAAAUGCUACUUUUGUUUAGCUCUACUGGAGGGACACAAUGGGCCUGUUAAGUGCUUGACAUUGGCAAAGGAUGAAGAUGAUCCAUCAUCUUAUCUCAUAUACAGUGGUGGUCUGGAUUGUCACAUCAAAGUCUGGCGGAUUUUUGUUGGUUGCAACUAG